GGCCACAACUUCACGGCAAUGUUCCAAUUUCACUGAGAACGAGAGGGAAGGGGAGGGACGAGAUGGGAAACAGGCGGUUCGCAUUGGUGGCGACAAGCGACGACGAGGACGAUGCGCCGCCGCCGUUGAGGGACAAGGAGGAGGAGCAGCAGCAGCAGCCGACGAGUCAGAGGAAGAGGAAGAAAAUGAAGCUUCCUGAUGAAGAGGAGCGGGAAGAGGAAGAAGAAGGGGAAGAGAGAGCCAAAAGGAGGAACAGGACAAGAGAAGAAGAGCAGUCUAGAAAUGGCGGCGGCGGCGAGGACGAGGAGGCGCAGGAGGAUGCCAAGCCUGUUGGCGAAGUCCGUAAGAUUUCCGGCAAGCGCAAGACGAGAUUGACGCAUUACAGUGCCUUUGAGUACGACGGAGUUCGGUAUGAGUUGGAGGAUUCCGUGCUUUUAGUUCCUGAGGCACCAAAUCAAAAACCAUAUGUGGCAAUAAUUAAGGGUCAGAUUCUUUCAUUUCCAUGUUUGAUGAAGGAAUACUUGUAUUGCUUUCAGGAUAUAACUCAGAACAUAGAGGGGAACAUGAUGGUAACUGGACAGUGGUUUUAUCGUCCUGAGGAGGCUCAAAAAAGAGGAGGUGGAAAUUGGCAAUCUCGUGAUACCAGGGAAUUGUUCUAUAGUUUCCACCACGAUGAUGUUCCUGCAGAAUCUGUGAUGCACAAGUGCGUAGUGCACUUUAUCCCUCUAAACAAGCAGAUUCCAAAUCGCAAACAGCAUCCUGGUUUUAUUGUGCAGAAGGUGUAUGACACUGAACAAAGGAGAUUGUUUAAGCUAACUGAUAAGGACUAUGAAGAUACCAAACAGGGUGAACUUGAUGAGCUUGUUCAGAAAACUUUAGCACGGCUUGGUGAUAUCCCUGACAUUGAGACAGAAGAUAACCAUACUGAUCAGGAAGAUCAGGUGAAGAAUAAGAGAUUGCUUCGGAGGAAAAACAUGUCACCUCUUGACGUCUCUAGGGACGAUGAGGUGAUGACAAAGUCGGGUCAACCCCUAAAAGCUGAAACACCUGGGAGUGUUACAAGUAAUACUUCCGAAUACUACACAAUUCUCUCUAACUUUAAGGCCCUAACAGGUGAAACGCAGCGCGACAAAUGGUUAGAAAGGCUUCUUCAAGGAAUUCAAUUCAUAUGCACUCCCAUGGACAGGGGGCAGAGUGAUGCUAAAGAGGACUUACAUAACAGUAGCUCAAAAGGUGCAAAUGGAGCUCAAGAGAAAAGUGGUGACACUACUUUUGUCUGGCCUGAUUCUGCUGUUCCUGCUGUAACUGCUCUUGAGAAAGCCUCACAUGAUGCCCUUUCUACAGAUUUUCAGAAGUAUAACCAAAAGAUGAGGCAGUUGGUAUUCAAUCUUAAGAAUAAUGCAUUACUGGCGAGACGUCUAUUGAAUGGAGAGUUGGAGCCUUCCAAAAUUAUGAACAUGUCUCCAACUGAGUUAAAGGAGGGUUUAACAGCAGAGGAGAUAGCAAGCAAGGAGCCUGAAGAGUCUAAGCGCAUGCAGAUGACUGAUGCUCGCUGCAAAAGAUGCACAGAGAAAAAAGUGGGUGUAACAGACAUCAUCCAAGCUGGACAUGGAGAUCGAUAUCAGUUGGAGUGUAUUGCUUGCGGGAAUACAUGGUAUGCCUCUAGAGAUGACGCGUCUACACUGACAAUAGAUGAGCCGAGCUCUGCAAAAAGUGUAGGCACCGCACCAUUGGCCACCGCUAAGUUUGAAGACGUCGAGAAGAAGUUGGUGAGUCCGAGAGAACCCGAAAGGGCAGCAGCAGCAGCCAAUGCCUUCAAAAAGACAACCGAAGCGUACAUGCCAGUCUUGGAUUCCCUUAAAUCACUCAACAAGUCCCGUACCGAUGACAAUUCGGCAGCAACCAAGGAUGCAGAGUAGUUUAUCGAUCUUGUUUGGAUUUUCUUGUGAAUAUACCGGUAGUUGUACAGCUACAAAUCUAGCUAAGGGUAACAUGUCUUGACCAUCCAACUUUGGAUUGGGAGAAAUACAGUGGGAGCUGGCGGUCCUGUGAUAUACAUAGAAUAUAUAUACCUACCUACCUUGUGGUGUUUUAUCA
Molecule: messenger RNA, 2097 nt
Organism: Diospyros lotus (date-plum)
Lineage: Eukaryota; Viridiplantae; Streptophyta; Magnoliopsida; Ericales; Ebenaceae
Exons: 8
Coding region: 63-1919 (618 amino acids)
Biological process (GO): DNA-templated transcription
Molecular function (GO): chromatin binding
Source: RefSeq, a predicted model, not a curated record